UGUGUGGGGGAGACAUGUUGCAUUGGCCUGCGAAUGUUGGCCUCUUUUAAUUAUCAAUAACAUCUGAUCAAGGAAGCUAUUUGAAUCAAAGCUAAAAUGUAUGAUAACUACCGGAAAGAAGAGUAUAUAAACAUAUAAUACUUCUUAACGCUUGAAAACGUGGUGUUACAUUGGCGGGAAAACUAUCGCAGGCUGUAUCGUCGAUGUAUCGAAGCAAUAUUUGGAUUCAUAAUCUUGGCGUCUUACUCUCAAAAUAUAUUAAUAGUAAUACUGUUAGAAUUACAAGGUCUUCUAAUAUAAGCAAUGGGAAUACACGGGUUAGCUAAGUUAAUUGCUGACUGCGCUCCAUCAUCAGUCAAGGAAAAUGACAUAAAGAAUUACUUUGGAAGAAAAAUAGCUAUUGAUGCAUCAAUGAGUAUAUACCAGUUUCUUAUUGCUGUAAGACAAGAAGCAAAUGUAUUAACAAAUAGUGAAGGUGAAACUACAAGUCACUUGGUUGGGUUGUUCUAUAGAACAAUUCGUAUGAUAGAAAAUGGAAUCAAGCCUGUGUAUGUUUUUGAUGGAAAACCUCCUCAGAUGAAAAGCUCAGAGUUGGAAAAAAGACAAGAAAGAAGAGAGGAAGCCCAGAAACAACUUGAAGCUGCAGAAGAAGCAGGUGUUUCUGAAGAUGUGGACAAGUUUACACGACGACUUGUAAAAGUUACAAAACAGCACAAUGAUGACUGUAAGGAAUUACUUCGUCUCAUGGGUGUCCCUUAUGUGGAGGCCCCUUGUGAAGCUGAAGCACAAUGUGCAGCUCUAGUAAAAACUGGCAAGGUUUAUGCCACAGCAACAGAAGAUAUGGAUGGGUUGACAUUUGGAACUAACAUUCUUUUGAGACAUAUGACGUUUAGUGAAGCCAGAAAAAUGCCAAUUAAAGAGUUUCAUUUGCAGAAGGUUUUAAAUGAACUUGACCUCAACAUGGAUGAGUUCAUUGAUCUAUGUAUUCUUUUGGGCUGUGAUUAUUGUGAGAGUAUCCGUGGCAUUGGACCAAAACGUGCUAUUGAACUCAUCAGACAACACAGGAGCAUUGAAGAAAUUAUUAAGCAUCUUGAUGGAAAGAAAUACACCACACCUUCUGACUGGAUGUUUAAUGAAGCAAGAAAACUGUUUAAAGAACCUGAAGUGGCCGACUCGGAAAUCCCUGAGUUAAAGUGGAAUGAGCCAGAUGAAGAAGGUCUUGUGAAGUUUCUGUGUGCAGAUAAAGGAUUUAGUGAAGAGAGAGUACGAAAUGGAGUAAAGAAGCUUAUCAAAGGUCGUCAUGGUAGCACACAAGGUCGUCUGGACUCCUUCUUCAAGGUCAUUCCUAGUAACAGUCCAGUGAAACGAAAGGCAAAUGAAACAAAAGAAUCUGGAAAGAAGAAAUCCAAAACUGCUGGCAGUAACAACAAAUUUAGAAGACCAAAGUAGAUGAGAUUCUUUCCACCUGUAUAUUUUUUUUUUAACUGAAAAGAUCUUACAGAAUUUGUAUUUUGUUUUACUAAAUUAUCCACCUCUGGUUCAAAUAUGUUUGUGGUACCAUGGCUAGAACUUAUUAUUUACAACCUAAUUAUUUACAGUUUAUUGUAAAACUUCUCUAAUAACAACUUUUAAACAUACAAAUGUAUAUACACGUAACCAGCCUGUCCAGAGCUUUUUUUUUUCCCGACCACAUUUGUGUGUGGAAGCACAUUUUGAUAAAAUAAUAAUAAAUUAACCAACAACGAUUUAUAAGCAUAAUGACAUUUUAUGUGGAGUAUAUAUAAUUUUUUUUAAGAAAUUUAAGUAUGCUUCUUGUGUGUUGUUGUAUGUUUUAAACGUUGUAAUAGAGGAGUGUUCCAACAUAAAUAAGAAUUUUGUAAGAUGUGCUAAAAAUCAGUACGAUCUUGCAGUUUUGUAGCCCUAGCAUUGCUUUAUACUGGAACAUCUUAUGUAUGUAAUUACUACAUUUCAGUGAAUAAAAGAAGAGUGUUAGAUAAAAUUCUGUAUUGUCAAUAAACAAUUGUUGUUUCUUUAA
This is a messenger RNA of Limulus polyphemus (Atlantic horseshoe crab), 2035 nucleotides long. RefSeq names its product flap endonuclease 1-like (gene Fen1). The record is from RefSeq and is a predicted model, not a curated record. Gene Ontology annotation, cellular component: nucleus. The coding region runs from base 304 to 1449 and encodes 381 amino acids. Gene Ontology annotation, molecular function: manganese ion binding; 5'-3' exonuclease activity; RNA-DNA hybrid ribonuclease activity. The transcript has 13 exons. NCBI's taxonomy places the organism in Eukaryota, Metazoa, Arthropoda, Merostomata, Xiphosura, Limulidae.